AUGGACACAGGGAAAUCAACGUCACAAUUGUAUUCAGAUAAUAAUAUUUCACAUAACUUUAUCUUUACUCAAAGUCCUAUUCUGGAAAUUCUUCACUUCUGGACGAAUACGGUUCCUGCCAAAAGGGUGGGGAGCAUUAGCACCACCAUUAAUGUUGAGAUUAAACUAGAAUUUGCAUUUACUACUAUCAUCGUUGUUCUCUUUGAACAAACUCCCGUAAAACUCAAUAUUCCAGUCACUUUAAUCACUGUCAUUGGUCUGGUGGUUGGUCUAUUGCUUACCUACAGAACCAAUACCGCAUAUGAUAGGUAUUGGGAAGGACGUAGAUUAUGGUCUACUAUGGUGACGACAAUACGUAAUUUCACAAGAUUUAUUUGGGUACAUGUAGAAGACAAAAAUUCUACUCGGAUAAUCUUGGAGAAAAGGACCGCAAUUAACCUUCUGGUAGGGUUUGCUGUUGCGACAAAACAUUAUUUACGUGAAGAAGACGGUUGUGCAUACGAUGAUAUCCGGCCAUUAAUCUCCAAUGUUCAUUCUAAACUACCUGGAUUCACUCCGAUCGUAAAGGCACACGAUGAUAAUAAUAAUAACAAACAGUCAACUUUAUGGGAUCAAUUAUUUCACCGAACAAAGAAUAUACAAGCGUUUGGUAAGAAAAAAUCUUCAAACAGUGCAUUUGAAAGAGUGUUAAGAAGUCCAAUACCACUUGCUUAUUCUAUUCAUUUGGCACAGACUGUUUGGGUUUAUUGUUUGUCAUUGCCUUUCCAAUUGGUGGGCCAGGCUAAUUAUGCUACUAUUCCUAUUGUAUUCUUUGCUUCUAUGGUGUUGAUUGGUAUUGAAAGAAUAGUAAAAGAACGAAGUGAGACUAAAAGGGAAAUGAGAAGUAUUGAAGAGGGUGAUGAGAAGAGGAAAGAAUUAAAAUUAAAAUUAAUCAAUAAUAUUUCUAUUUUUUAUUUAUUUAGACAUAUUAAAGAUGAACUUGAUGGAAUCAUUUCAUCUUCGAUUCGAUAUGAACCUCCGAGUCCGUAUAGUUUGAAAGAAACCAAAAAUGAUGAUACGAGUAUUGAUAUUGAAAAAUGA
Molecule: messenger RNA, 1080 nt
Organism: Entrophospora sp. SA101
Lineage: Eukaryota; Fungi; Glomeromycota; Glomeromycetes; Entrophosporales; Entrophosporaceae
Source: the annotation of a GenBank genome assembly